CACUGUGCUUCUGCAUGAAACAACCUGCAUCACGUGACGAAGGCCGCAGCGGCUUCACGAGAACCGGAAGUAGAAGUUGAGUUGUUGUUGCAACACAGCUGCUGUCAUGUGAUAGCCUGUCUGAAAAGCUGCUGUGCUGCAGUAGCUUCCUGCUUCUUGAUGUUGUUAAAGUAAAAGUCCACAGGAGAGGAAUUUUAUGUUUGUUGGAGACGGAGCGCGCGGCUCGUAUCUGAAGGAGAACAGGGAAGCCGCGCAUUGCUAGUUUGGCUCCUCAGACGCCGCCGCCAUGGGUUGCUGUUACAGCAACGAGGACGAGAACACAAGUCAGGACCCUGAUGAGAUUAAGCCCCUUAUCCCCCACCCAAACCCCAUUAGCAAGCCUCCAAAUGGGACAGACUGGAUCAAUCCUAGCGUCCCAUCAGCGCGGACGGAUGAGCAGGCCAUUCUCACAUCCAUCCUGGUCAAGACAGCACAGAACAUCAUUGAUGUCUCAGCAGCUGACUCUGUUGUUAUGGAGCAGCAUGAAUACAUGGACAAAGCCAAGCAAUACAGUACAAAGUUGACUGCAGUGAGCACCAGCCUACCACAGAAGAAAGCACUAGCCCUCCCCUCACUCACUACCCAGCCCCACCAAGUGCUUGCAAGUGAUCUGGUGUCAUAUUCAGAUAUUCAGCAGGUGUCCAAGAUAGCUGCUUAUGCUUACAGUGCGAUCUCUCAAAUCAAAGUGGAUGCUAAAGAGGAACUGGUGGUCCAGUUUGCCAUUCCUUGAUUCUGCAACUCCGACCUGCAUAUUGUUCCUCCCAUCCAAGUCGCUCUUCGUCUCAUCUGUGUUCUCCUCCAGCCCACUUUUUCUGUUUUUUUUUAAAACUACUUUGAUCCUGUGCUUCUCGGUCAUACCUCUCAGUCAUACCUCUGACUGUUAAAAACCCCACAGAGGUUUUGCUCCGGUCUAACUGUCCACUAUUGUGCUUAGAGGAUCUGUGACAGUAGGUUUUCUGUCCAAUGUGCACUUGGGAGAGAGGUUCAUGUGGGAUUUCAGGCUCCAUAUGGAGAUGUAGGGGAAAAGUCACAUUCCUCAUCUCUCUUUUGUUAUAACCUGGAAGUUUUUCACGCCUUGUUUGGUUGAAUCUUCAGGAAAGUCUCACUUUACUUUAAUCCAAAAGCAUGAACUGAAUGGACGGAGUGCAAACCCCAGCAGUCUCUGUGACGAUGAAGGAAAAUGAAACAGCGUUUCAAAAGCAGGGGUGGGGACUGAAAAUUUUCAUUUGGUUAUUUUUUUUGUUUUCCUGUUCUAGCCAAAUGAUGAAUGCGUCUGAUGUGUGGGGAUUUAAUUCACUCAUGUCAGCUACGAAUCAGUCAGCUUCUGUUUUGACAUUUUUUAAUUUUUUGUGUGUGUUUUUUUUUUUUUUGCCUCAGAAUUUUAGAUAAUUGAAUGCAGUGGGGAACAGAAGAGUGAUGGAGGGGCAGGGUGUUGGAGGACACAGCAUAUUCAUCCUUUUGUACAGACGGAUUCUAAAAACAUGAUGGCUUGUACAGAGUUUGUCUGCUUGUAAAGGGGAGUUGAACCGACAUGCAGCCUUCUCAAGUGUUAGUUUUACACAAAAAGGUUCACUGCAGGUUAUCCUCAUAUAGAGUUGUCCAUAUUAAUCAGAAACUAACCAUCGUAGUCGAGUGUGUUCAAAUUCCAUGAACUGCAGGAGAUGGUGAGAUCUCAGAGCUUUUUGUGAUUAUUUAUUUUUUGGUCUUCAAUGCUUGUUUGCUCCACAGAGAGUGCGGUGAGCUGCUCUGGGCUCGAUAAAGGGAUGUUCAGCGAGGAUGUGACUAUUUAAACCACACAACUGAUUUCAGCUUUUUUUUUCAGUUACUUGGCUUUUCUUUUUGUUACUCGGAUGUGUAAUACUACCUGAAUAACUGUAUGUUUGUAAUAUUUUAGGCUAGUACCAAAAACUUUUAGUUUUUUUCUUUUUUUUUGGGUUUAAUCAGUACAUUAAAAAUUUUCAACAAAG
Molecule: messenger RNA, 2006 nt
Organism: Oryzias latipes (Japanese medaka)
Lineage: Eukaryota; Metazoa; Chordata; Actinopteri; Beloniformes; Adrianichthyidae
Gene: lamtor1
Product: late endosomal/lysosomal adaptor, MAPK and MTOR activator 1
Biological process (GO): cholesterol homeostasis; regulation of receptor recycling; positive regulation of TOR signaling
Cellular component (GO): late endosome membrane; Ragulator complex; lysosomal membrane
Molecular function (GO): guanyl-nucleotide exchange factor activity; molecular adaptor activity
Source: RefSeq, a predicted model, not a curated record